Didymodactylos carnosus is the source of this 1230-nucleotide messenger RNA. NCBI's taxonomy places the organism in Eukaryota, Metazoa, Rotifera, Eurotatoria, Philodinida, Philodinidae. The record is from the annotation of a GenBank genome assembly.
AUGAAAAAGUAUCGUUUUCUCGUUAUAGUUUUACACCGGACUACUGGAAUUGUUACUCAGCAACCUGCUAAAAAAGUUUUGUUUGUUAUUGCUGAUGGUAUUCCUGCAGAUGUCAUAGAACAGACGGCGAUUCCCAAUAUUAAAAAGAUUCAAGAAUAUGGACAGUAUACUAGAGCCUAUGUUGGAGGUGACAAUGGAACUUAUACCGAAACGUUCACGAUUUCGGCACCUUGUUAUAUGAGUCUGCUGACGGGUACCUGGUAUAAUAAACAUAAUGUAUCUGAUAAUAGCAUCAGAUAUCCUAAUUACUAUUAUAAAAAUAUUUUUCGACUACUUAAAGAAGAACAAUCUGAUAAAAUGAUUGCCAUUUUUUCAACUUGGAUUGAUAACCGUGUCAAACUCAUUGGCGAAGGAUUGCUGGAGGCAGGUAGUGUUCAGUUUGACUUUAAAUUUGAUGGAUAUGAGUUAGAUCAAGUUGCUUACCCACACGAUACCGAACAACUCUAUAUCCACAAUAUUGAUAAACGUGUGAUCGAUGAAGCGUCAAGAUGCGUCAAAACCAAUGCACCUGAUCUUUCAUGGGUCUAUUUACAAUAUACAGAUGAUGUAGGACAUCUCUUUGGCGAUAGUGAACAACAAAGACAAGCAGUCACUUAUCUUGAUGAUCAAAUGGGACAAAUUUGGGAAGCCAUAGUUUAUCGAAUGACGCAUUAUGAAGAAGAUUGGCUAAUCAUCAUUACAACAGAUCAUGGUAGGGAUCCUAUAGAAGGCAAAGACCAUGGCGGUCAGUCUGUCAGAGAACGAACAACUUGGAUAGUGACCAAUACUCCAAAUACAAAUGUUUAUUUUCACCAUUAUCAACCAGCCAUAGUAGAUAUAUUGCCCACUAUUGCAAGAUUUAUGAAUUUCACCAUACCAGUUGAAUCUGCAAAAGAACUCGAUGGGGUACCACUGAUAGGACAAAUAUCCUUAAUUAAACCUCAAGCGAAUUUGAAUGGUGAUAUUUUAAAUAUUACCUGGAAAGUUUUAGACUAUGCCGGAAAUGUUAAAAUAUGGCUUUCAACGACAAAUUUAUUUAAAAAUGGUAUGACAGAUGAUUAUCAGUUGGUCGGGACAAUACCGAUAAAGAAAGAAAUGGCACUCAUAAAUAUUAAAGUUUAUCCAUCAAAAUUCUAUAAAAUAGUGUUAGAAGGGGAGCAUAAUAUGGUGAAUACAUGGGUGUUUAAAUAA